Messenger RNA from Salvia miltiorrhiza (redroot sage), 1599 nucleotides. Its product is annotated as beta-1,2-xylosyltransferase XYXT1-like. NCBI's taxonomy places the organism in Eukaryota, Viridiplantae, Streptophyta, Magnoliopsida, Lamiales, Lamiaceae. The transcript is spliced from 4 exons. Gene Ontology annotation, molecular function: glycosyltransferase activity. The record is from RefSeq and is a predicted model, not a curated record. Bases 34 to 1599 code for a protein of 521 amino acids.
CUCUCUCUCUCUCUCUUUCUCUCUCUCUCUCUCAUGCAACUUUUCUUGCGAGUUCAGUCCGAGGGAAACUUUUGUUCACGAAUAUUUGAUGUUACAGAUAGAUUUAUUCAGUGUUUCUUGUUUUGCGUUGUUGAUGGAAUUUGGAAUAUAUUCACGUGGAAAUGUAGGAAUAAUUGUGUGUUUAAUUUUGGAGUUAUCUUUAGCUUUUCUUUCAAUCUGAGAAUGGAGACGGAUCAGCCAAAUAAAUUCUUCUCGCGUCUAACGACAUCGAUCUUCGUCAUUGUGCUUCCUUUGCUCUUCGUCGAUAUUAUGUGGGGCAACAUCGCUUACUUCCAGCAACGCUCCAAUUAUUCCCCGGCUCAAACCAUCUCCACCACCACCGCCGCCACAAAAUCUGUCGGAGAUUCCGAUUCUUUAGAUUUUGUCCUCUCAAGAUUAGUCCAAGGGGAAGACCUGAAGAGCUUCAGAGCAACCGGCUUCGGAUGCGACACACAAGAACACUCGAAGCACUGCAUUACAAAUCGAGCUGCGCACAUCGACACCACAACCAUGACAGUCACAAUCCCCUCCGAAGAUCCUUUCAUGAAUGAAAUGACGCUCCACCCCUACGCCAGGCAGGAAGAUAAAACCCUCAUCGAAAAGGUAACCCCGGUGAGGAUAGUGCGAGGAAAGAUGAUGGCCCCACCCCCGCCCUGCGACUACAGCCACAACAUCCCAGCAGUGGUGUUCUCGACUAGCGGAUUCGUCGGCAACACGUUCCACGAGAUGGAUGAGACCAUCAUCCCCCUCUUCAUCACCACCUUUCUCUUUAAUACCCGCGUGGUCCUUAUAAUGGAGGACUACAAACCUUCCUUUGCCAAAAAAUACCGCAAAAUCCUCUCUGGCCUCUCUUCCCGCGAGAUCCUAAACCCCGCCGCAAAUCGGAGCGUCCACUGCUUCCCGGCGGCGGUAGUCGGCCUCAAGUUCCACGGUUUUUUGUCGGUGAACUCCUCCGACAUACCGAGGGGGCUAACCACCUCCACUUUCCGACAGUUUCUCCGGCGAGCAUAUGACCUCAAGUACAGCCACAUCUCUCAGAUCAAGAACACUCCGACGGUGAUGCUGGUGUCGCGCACGACGUCGAGGCGGAUCAUCAACCAGGAUGAGGUGGUGGCGAUGAUGGAGGAUUUAGGGUUUCGAGUGAUUGUGGUGAAGAGAGCGAAAGUGGUGGCGAAUCUCAACGUGUUCUCGAGCAUGAUAAACGCGUGCAGCGUGUUCGUGGGGGUCCACGGGGCCGGGCUCACGAACGAGGUGUUCCUGCCCGACGGGGCGGUGUUGGUGCAGGUGGACUUAAUAGGUCUGGAAUGGGCUGCAGAAGCAUACUUUGGCCGUCCGACCCCGGGAAUGGGGCUUCGGUACUUGAGGUACAAGAUUGAGCCCGAAGAGAGCUCGCUCUUAAGGAUAUUCGGAUCGCGAAGCCAUAAGGCUUUCACGGACCCCGGAGGUGCAUUUCCGGUAGACGCGGGGACGGAAGUGUACCUUAAUGGCCAGAAUGUUAAUAUUAAUGUAGACAGGUUCAGGCAGACCAUGGCUAUGGCAAUGAGCUUUAUUAGAGAUUAA